UUCUCCAGCAGAGUCAACACGCAGUGUAGCCCGAUUCAGUGAACGGAUAAAAAGCGGCACCUAACGUGGAACGAUGUUGCCCAGGAGCGUAAACUGUAUGUUGUGACCAUGUGUCUAUGGAUUAUAGUAUUGUCCACCCAUGGAACCAUCGCUGCCAGGAGCAAGCAGGAUGACUCUUUCUUCACUGGCAGCAUUUACCGUGCUAGAUGCGCCUCAAGAUGUCUCAGCCUGCACAUCACUCGCAUCUCUGCUUUUUUUAAGCACUCUCAGAACAACGGGUCCUUGGUGUGGUGUCAGAAUCACAAACAGUGCUCCAAGUGCCUGGAACCCUGCAAGGAAUUCUGGGACCUGAAGGAAAACCAGUGCCAGGACUUAUGCGAGCCCCUCUUUCCGAAGAAGCACUACGAGUGCCUGACGAGCUGCGAGUUCCUGAAGUCCGUGGAGGGCGUGAAGCAGGGGGACUGCCCGGCCCCCGACAAGGCCAGUGGCUUUGCGGCCGCCUGCGUGGAGAGCUGUGAGGAGGACGGGGAAUGCUCCACCGUCAAGAAGUGUUGCUCCAAUGACUGUGGACACACCUGUCAGACCCCCAAAAACCUCUACAAAGGAGCGCCGCUCAAGCCCAGGAAGGAGCUGGUGUUUCUGGAGCAGCCGUCCGGAGGCCUGGAGAUCCGCUGGUCCUCUAAGUUCAACAUCUCCGUGGAGCCCGUUCUGUAUGUGGUACAGCGCCGCUGGAACUACGGCAUCCAUCCCAGUGAAGACGACGCCACCGAGUGGGAGUCCGCGGCGCAGACUACAGAGGAGCGCGUCCAACUGGCCGACAUCAGAGCCAGCAGAUGGUACCAGUUCAGAGUGGCGGCUGUCAAUGUGCACGGGACCCGAGGCUUUACUGCCCCAAGCAAACACUUCCGCUCCUCCAGAGAUCCCGCCGCCCCCCCCAGCCCGGACAGCCUACGCGUCACCAACAUGACCGUGGGAGCUGAGGGGACGAUGACAGCCCGUCUCAACUGGACCCUGCCCGAGGAGCCCGACAUCCCAGUGCAUCACUACAAAGUGUUCUGGAGCUGGACCGUCCCCGGCAAGUCCCUGGUGCCGUCCAAGAAGAAGAGGCGGAUGAUUACCAACGGGGCCCAGAGCUGGGUGGACAUGGAGGGGCUGCUCGCCAACAGUAGCUACACCGUGGAGCUGCAGGCUGUCACCUAUUGGGGUCAGGUCCGUCUGAAGAGCUCCAAGGCUUCGCUCCAAUUCAACACCACCGCCCAGAACGUCUCCGUGUUGAAGAAAGACAAGAAGGAGGAGGUGAUGAUUCCAGUGGGCUCCUCCUUGGGCAAGCGCCCCGCAGGCACCCUGGAAGUGGGUACCCCCUUCUACCAGGAUGGCCAGCUGCAGGUCCGUGUUUACUGGAAGAAUCGAGGAGACCCUCUGGUGAGUCGUUACCAUGUCCAGUGGAUGCCGGAGUACUGCAGCCAUAACGACACCAGAGAACCAGAGAAGUCUGUGACACAGGAGAACUACAUCAACCUUCCCGGGCUGCUCUUCUCCUGCAAGUACAAAGUCACCGUCCACGUCCUCAAGUCCAAGAGGCGCGCCAAGGAUGAGAGCGCCACCUUCCUCACCCCGUCCUGCUCAACCAUCAGGAGCAAGAGCCACAAACACAUCCCCUGUCCCGGGGAGGGAGCCCCGGCUCCCAAAGUGUUGGCUAAGCCAGAAAACCUGACGGCGUCUUUCUCCAUUCACGAGGGAAACAUCACGGGCAACUUCCUGUGGCGCGUGUCACGGGUCCUGGCCCAUCAGCGAAUCACAGGCUUCCAGGUCACUUGGGCCGAGGUCACCACGGAGAGCCGACAAAACAGCCUGCCCAACAGCAUCAUCUCCCAGUCACAAAUCUUGCCUCCAGACCAUAACCUGCUGGUGGUGUCCAACCUGCGGCCGGCCACCUACUACAGACUGGAGGUCCAGGUGAUCACGUCAGGAGGGGAGGGUCCGGCCACCGUCAAGACCUUUCAGACCCCCAGCGUGCUACCAGUCCUGCAACACCGACCCAGACUCAGGCAACACCAUGCACACCAGAAGCCCUCAGCAGAGAGACAUUGAAGCUCUUGUCCUCAUCAGACCCAGUGGGACCAGGACCAAAAUCUCUCAGCGGCACCACCCAGGGAGGGAAUUCAAUGUGGAACCAGACAGAAACACAGCAAAUACAGCAGGCCAUGAACUCUGACCCAAACCCGUGUGAUGCGGGUUGUACAGAAUAGCUUUCCCCCCCGCAGUUCUUUUUGAUUCCACCCAAUGACUGUGCUCUCUGCAACAUACAGUCAGAUAUGUGCUGUAGGACUCUUUGCUUUUAGGACUGAGUAGUUCGUUCUCCCAUUAGUUCACCGAAAUCUUUGUUGGACUGGAAGAGAAAGGUGAUCCAGGUGUUUUCAGUCUAAUAGAUCCAAAUGCAAAGCAACAUCAAUUCCAACUGUAUAUCUUUUAGAGAAAAUGACUUGCUAGAAAAAAUGAGGUUGCUAGAAAAAAAAGUUUAACAAAAUGGUAACUAAAUUGAAGACACUUGAAAAACGAUGGAGAAAAUGCCAUACAAUUGUAAAACACAAUCAUGUAUUGAUAGAGAAAGGAGCGAUGGAUUUCACCUAUUUAUUUAGUUUUAAGUAAAACAUGGCUCAUAGGCAAACCAUAUGUACUGCUGAAUGGCUAAAACCAGUGUAGCUUAAACCAGAAUAUUUCUCCUAGUAUGUUGCAUGUAGAAGUACAAUUGAUUUUAACUGUAAAUGAAUUACUAGCUUCAAAUUGAAUGCUUGUCAUGGUUUUGCAUGUCAAGCGUCAGUGUUCUGUAGGCAUGAAUACAUCUGUGUUACCUCUUUUGAAUAUGUUAGCAAUGUUUUAUUAACAGAUUAACAGAGAAUUAUAUGGGGAAUAAUAUGUCAUGUUUAUUAAUGAAAUUAUAACUUUGUGUGGAAAUGAUGGAAUUUUAUGUUCUUGGCUGUAGAAAUAUUUGUUGUGCAACAGUCAGUGAAUGUCUAUAUUUAUUUAUGUGUGUAUUACAAAGUUUCAUUUGCGUGUGGAUGUGUGUGAAUGUGUUUUAUUCUGUGUUUUAGUCUAGCGUUUUUGAACCGGCAAAACAUCUUGUAAAGACAUUUUGUAAAAAUCGAAUUGUAAAUAUAGUCUUAUGUUACAUGUUAUUUUUCCAUGGUAGAAACUGUACAAACUGUUAAGUAAUAAAAUAAUCCUUAACCUA
Molecule: messenger RNA, 3232 nt
Organism: Esox lucius (northern pike)
Lineage: Eukaryota; Metazoa; Chordata; Actinopteri; Esociformes; Esocidae
Gene: anos1
Product: anosmin-1
Biological process (GO): neuron differentiation
Cellular component (GO): cell surface; extracellular region
Molecular function (GO): protein binding; peptidase inhibitor activity
Source: RefSeq, a predicted model, not a curated record